Propithecus coquereli (Coquerel's sifaka) is the source of this 1458-nucleotide messenger RNA. RefSeq names its product histone H2A type 1-C. The coding region runs from base 47 to 439 and encodes 130 amino acids. NCBI's taxonomy places the organism in Eukaryota, Metazoa, Chordata, Mammalia, Primates, Indriidae. The transcript has 2 exons. The record is from RefSeq and is a predicted model, not a curated record. Gene Ontology annotation, molecular function: protein heterodimerization activity; structural constituent of chromatin; DNA binding. Gene Ontology annotation, cellular component: nucleosome.
GCUUAUUUUCAGGAGCUUAGGUGUCUAGUAUUUUUGUUUGUUUACGAUGUCUGGCCGAGGCAAGCAAGGAGGCAAAGCUCGUGCUAAAGCGAAGUCUCGUUCUUCUCGUGCAGGUCUACAGUUUCCCGUGGGCCGUGUCCACCGCCUCCUCCGCAAGGGCAAUUACGCAGAGCGUGUGGGGGCCGGCGCGCCAGUGUACCUGGCAGCGGUACUGGAGUAUCUGACCGCCGAGAUCCUGGAGCUGGCUGGCAACGCGGCUCGUGACAACAAGAAAACACGCAUCAUCCCGCGCCACCUGCAGUUGGCCAUCCGUAACGACGAGGAGCUCAACAAGCUUCUUGGCCGAGUGACUAUUGCACAGGGCGGUGUCCUUCCCAACAUCCAGGCCGUGCUGCUGCCCAAGAAGACCGAGAGCCAUCAUAAGGCCAAGGGCAAGUGAUUUGACAGGCAUCUGAAUUUCCGGAAAGGCUAUCAAACCCAAAGGCUCUUUUCAGAGCCCCCCCACCCUUUCAAAGGAAGAGCUAAACUCACUGUUUAGAUAAAAAGGAAAAAUAUUAAGGUUUCAAAAGCUUCUCAUUACAGAGAGAUGCUAGGAUCCUGAGUGUCUGCCAAACCCAUCAAUUCUCAGAAAUAAAUGGAUGGACGGGGUAAAUGUUCCUAUGUCGCCGAUUGACUCUGCACCUGCAAAUGUUUUUAUAGUAAAAACUUGCUCUAGGUUUAUUUCUUUUUGUUUGUGUGUGUGUGGGAAUAUGGAGGGUGGAGGAGAGAGAAAGAAUACCAUCAAGGGAAAGCUCUCUUUAGUACAAAAUGUGUUUAAUUUUUUGAAUAAGUAUUACAUUCACAGAGUUCAAACAACUUAAAAUACAAUAACAAGAUGUGUAUUGAGAAUCCACCCCUCAAAUUCCCACAGUUAAUCACUUUUUUUCCUUGUGUAUCUGCCCAGUGUGAAUUCAUGCUGAUGUCAGUCAAUAAUGAAUAUGUUUUAUCUCCACCCUUUUCCUUCUUACAAGGUAGCAGACUGUAUACAGUUGCUCUGUUCAUAACAAUAUAUCUUGGAGAACUUUCCAUAUGAGAACACAUGGAGCUUCCCAUACACAGUUGCAUGGUAUUGCUCUAUAGGGAUGCUUUGUAGUUUAUGUAACCUGUGUCCUGUUGGUAGGCACUCGAGUUGUUUCUAGUCUUUUGCUUUAAAACAUUUCUGGAAUGAUUAACUCUGAUUUACAGCAAAAUUGAAAUUACUCUCCUAUUCUGCUGGGAUGGUGGACAGUAAACUGAAAUUCCAGUCACUCUUGGGUUGGACUCAAGGUUCUUCCCCUUAAAAACUAUGUGACUGUCACCAGGUCAUUUUGAACCUCAAUUUCUUUGUCUGUAAAAUGGAGGUGAUACCUAUCUUAGGUGACUAUGAGAAUGAAAAAGAUCACGUGUAUGGAUUGUUUGGAGCUCAAAAAAUCAGGAGAA